Molecule: messenger RNA, 3774 nt
Organism: Bactrocera latifrons
Lineage: Eukaryota; Metazoa; Arthropoda; Insecta; Diptera; Tephritidae
Product: endoplasmic reticulum aminopeptidase 2
Exons: 14
Coding region: 1-3225 (1074 amino acids)
Biological process (GO): peptide catabolic process; proteolysis
Cellular component (GO): cytoplasm
Molecular function (GO): zinc ion binding; peptide binding; metalloaminopeptidase activity
Source: RefSeq, a predicted model, not a curated record
AUGACAAAUGAUCCGGAUUUAGACGACUGUGCCUUUCUAUCAGGUGGCGAAUCGAGUGGUCGACAGACGCGUCAGGGAGUCGCUGUUUGCUCACAGAGGCGCGCGCUACUGGUUGCUGGCAUCGUUUUGGGCUCACUGCUGCUCACCGCGCUGAUAAUUGCCUAUGCUGGACCACAAAAUGAUUGUUCGUGCGCUGGUAAAUUGGCACCGGGUUUCGAAACGGAUGAAGAGAACGACACACAGCCAUUCAAUCCGAUUGCGACGAAUGGAGAGCCUUAUCCAUGGCUGGAGGUGGCACUGCCAACGAGUGCGCGUCCACUGCGUUACAUGGUGACAAUACAUCCCAAUCUGACGACGCUGGACGUCAAAGGUCAAGUGACAAUCGAUCUCUUCAUGGAGAAGGAAACAAAUUUCAUAGUGUUACACAUACAGGACCUAAACGUCACCGAUAGGGCCAUUGUGACGACGGGCAACAAAGGUUACGCCAUUAAAAUUGUCAAAGUAUUGGAAUAUCCACCGCGACAGCAAUUGUACAUCGAAGUGAAGGAGAAGCUGAAGAAGAAGUCGAAUUACACGCUUAACUUGCGCUGGUAUUCGAAAUUAAAUCCGGAGCCGGAGGGUUUUUACGUGGAUCAAUAUGAGAGCUCUAACGGACUGGAGCGUUUGCUGGCAGCCACAGUAUUUCGGCCGAAUAGCGCGCGUCGCGCAUUCCCCUGCUUCGAUGAGCCGCAAAUACGCGCGCCAUUUCGCAUAUCUGUUUUCCGUGAUCGCUUCCACAUUGGUCUUUCCAAUUCCAUUGUGCAUACGACGGAGGAUGUGGGCUUCUAUAUGGGCACCGGUUUGCUACGUGACGAUUUCAUCGAGACGCCACCACUACCCGCCGAUGCUGUCGCUUGGGUGGUGAGCGAUUUUCAGCGUGAAUCUCUGCAGCCUUCACCAGCCUAUUUGCCAACAACACCGGCGCCGCCCGGCAGCGCUGGCUCGAAGAAAUCCGCUCAACUCAGCAAUUACCCUCAGUUGAAGGAGAAGAAGCCGCCCGUGCGCAAUAUAACCGCGCUCACACAUUCAUUGAAUAUUAAUCUGAUGAAGAAUACCACCACAACGACCGUUACACCCACUGCCGAAAGUAAUGGCAAGAAUUUGACAUCGCUCAGUCAGUCGACGGCUUCGCUAAUUAAACGUGCGCCAUCGUAUACUUUCUAUGCGCCACGUGAUCUACUGCCACGUUCAUCUUUUAUACUACAUACUGCACGUGACGUGUUGGAACAUUUGCAAACCUGGUUGGACAUAUUGUAUCCGUUGACGAAAGUCGAUUUUGUGGCGUUACCUUCAUUGGAUCGUAACAUUAUCUCUUCGUUGGGUUUGGUCACGCUGAAGACUGCCUUUCUCACCGAUCCCGAGUCCAUAACGACGGAGGAAUAUCAGAAGAGCGCCCUACAAGUGGCCGAAGCUAUGGUGAGACAGUUCUUUGGUGGCAUUACGUCGAGGAAGGUAUUAAAAGAUGUUUGGCUAUGGGAGGGACUCAUAAAAUAUUUGGGCAUACAUUCGCUUUCACCGCAACAAACCAAUUGGCCGUUGAGAGAAAUGUACCUGCUUAAAAUAGCUACAACAGCUUUGGACAUUGACGCCAUACAAGGUUGGGAUAGCAUUAUGAACGGCACAAAACAUGAUGGUAAUAAUGAAGAGUUUUUCAUACAAAAGACCGCUGCCAUAUUUUCAAUGCUACACACCGCCAUUGGCGAAGAUCGCUUCCGCGGUUGUCUUGGCGCUUUUCUGAAAAUCAAUCGUUUUAAAACUGCCGAACCCACAGAUCUUUGGACAAUUUGUACAAAGAAAGCCAACGGUUCCAAAAAUAUCAAAGACAUGAUGACUUUGUGGACUCAUCAACCGGGCUUCCCGCUACUGACUGUUACCAAACUGGGCAACAGCGUAUCCAUAUCACAGCGACCUUUCAAGCCGGCCGACUUCCUUGCCAUACACGAUGAGACUUACGACGGAAACAACUACAAUAAAACGGUGGUGAAUGUCACAGAGACGCCGAGCACUGUGGCACCAACGGCUGCGGGUAAAACCAAGCAACCGACAAAGAUGAAAUGGAUAUUCCCCAUAACCUACAUAACCGACACUAAUAAUGUUAGUGAGACUUUAUGGCUACAGAAUAUUGACGUAACUUUCAAUGUGCCAGAGAAUGUUAAAUGGAUCAAGGUUAACGCAAUGCAAUCUGGUUAUUAUCGCGUCUUGUACAACGAUGACAACUGGGCGAAUUUGAUUGAGGAACUUGCCAACAACCCUGAGAAGUUAUUGAGUGAGGAUCGCAUUGGUCUGCUGUCGGAUUCGUUUACGCUCUGUCACGCGAAUCUGUUGCCCUGUGAGAUCACCAUGAAUAUGAUACAAUAUUUACCUAGUGAAACAAAUUGGGGUCCAAUGACGGUGGCGUUGCGACACUUGGAGAAGUGGCGUCGCAUAUUGAAGUAUUCAGAAUGUUUCCUGAUGUUAUCGGAGUUUAUUAAAAUGAAAUUGGCUACAGUUAUUGAGAAAAUCGGCUGGAGCGAUGAUGGCGAUGAAGCAAAGAGACUAAUGCGACCGGAAGUACUAUUAAGCUCAGUGCUUUGGGAAGAUAUUGACAGCAUAACAAAGGCUAAAAACAUGUUAAACCAAUUUCUGUACUACAAUGGCACAGCGAUACCACCUAAUCUGAGAGAGGUGGUCUAUACCGGCUCCAUACUGUCCGGUGAAUACAUUUACUGGCAGCAUUGUUGGGAACGCUUCAUCGCGCUCCAGCGUACAUCGGAGAGUUUCGUCGAACGCAUGCAAUUACUGCGUGCGCUCGGCCGUACCAAAGACGCUUGGCUACAAAAUCGCCUACUAUCGCAUGUCACCAUGCUGCCAACCGUUGAAGUGGUGCAAGUUUUACAGGCCAUUGCUGGCACACCGACAGGUGGCGCGAUGGCGUGUCGCUUUCUGCAAGCCAAAUGGUUUGAAUUGGAAACACGGCUUGGUCACGGUACGCUAAGCUUCGCCAAAGUGAUAUCGGCGAUAACACAAUAUGGCGCGACGAAGUUCGACUACGAUGAGCUGAAAUCGCUGGUGCACCGUUUUGGACGCGGUCCCGGCAUGGAAGUGCUGAAUAUGACGCUUAGCAGCGUGGCUUCCAAUGUCGAGUGGGUGGCGCGCUCUCAGACAUCGCUGUAUAAAUGGGUGGAGAGCAACUUGCAUUCGCAUUGAUUUUGCACAACAAAAGCAAAAACAAUAUUAUUGAUAAUUUUAUUUCUAUUUUUUAGUUUACUUGUAGAGAUUCUCAUCAUACAGCUAAAACUAUGUUCAAAAUCAUUGUAAAAGUCAUACAUACUAACAGUUAUCACAACGUACAUAUAGACAUAUGAAUGUAGCUACACAUGUGCAUACAAACAUACUACUUAUAUAUAGUUACUUAUAUAUUUAUCUAUAUAUAUAACAAGCAGUCAAACACGCAUACAUACAUUUCCUCAUUUGUAAUUAUGUUCCUUAUCUACUACAUAAAUAUUUAUACAUACAUACAUAUUCAUACAAACUUGCAUAAUAUACAUAGCAUGCGUAAAUCGCGCAGCUCUAGACAUUAUUGGGCCGCUUAUGGCUAAUGGUUGGCGCAAAAAAAGUAAUAGGGAGUCUUCUAGGUUUAAUUAUAGGUUAGGAUAAAGGUACUGGAAUAUAAGUUUAUCAUAUCAUCUAAAGUGUAUAGUAGCUAAAUUAUAUUAAGUGUGUGUAGAAAACUUGGAAUUCGUUAAUUUUUUUUUU